Molecule: messenger RNA, 2282 nt
Organism: Cololabis saira (Pacific saury)
Lineage: Eukaryota; Metazoa; Chordata; Actinopteri; Beloniformes; Belonidae
Gene: stx2b
Product: syntaxin 2b
Exons: 10
Coding region: 258-1136 (292 amino acids)
Biological process (GO): exocytosis; intracellular protein transport; synaptic vesicle fusion to presynaptic active zone membrane
Cellular component (GO): SNARE complex; presynaptic active zone membrane; plasma membrane
Molecular function (GO): SNARE binding; SNAP receptor activity
Source: RefSeq, a predicted model, not a curated record
CAGCUUUUUUUAAAAGACGCAUCUCAGAGUAAGUUUUGAAUUACGACUCUGAGCGCUCCGCUCUCAUUUCAGCAACUGCCCUCUCAUAAUCUGUUGAUUCAGGUCUGUAUUUCGAUCAACUGAUCUUCCCAGAAGUGAUCUAUCCUCUGCUCCCUGGCUGGAUAGGAUAUAGCCUCAUUUCACAUGUGGGGGAUUUUUAAUAUGACGCGCCGGAUGUUUUACUAGAAACCUUGACGGGAGACGCGCAGAUCGGGGGGAUGAAGGAUCGGCUGGCUGAACUCUCUGCCAGCAAUACCCAAGCGGAGGAGGAUGUUACAGUGCACUGCAUUGAUGGCUUCAUGGAGGACUUUUUCAGGAGGGUAGAAGAAGUUAGAGGACUCGUUGAUAAGAUCUCCUCCCAAGUAGAAGAGGUGAGGAAGAUUCACAGCAUGAUCCUGUCUGCACCCAACCCAGAUGACAGAACAAAGGAUCAGCUGGGUACAUUGACUAAUGACAUCAAAGGGAAUGCCAACGUUGUUCGAACUAAACUAAAAUCCAUGGAGCAGAGUAUGCCAAAAGAUGAUGUUGCUAACAGAACAUCUGUUGACUUCAGAAUCCAGAAAACACAGCACACUGUGCUAUCUAGGAAGUUUGUGGAGGUCAUGACCCAGUACAAUGAGACCCAAGUGUUCUUUCGGGAGAGAAGCAAAGGAAGGAUCCAGAGACAACUGGAGAUAACUGGAAGAGUCACCACCAGUGAAGAACUAGAGGACAUGUUGGAAAGUGGAAAUCCGUCAAUCUUCACAUCAGAUAUCAUUUCUGAUUCCCAGAUCACACGGCAGGCCUUAAAUGAGAUAGAGUCACGUCACCAGGACAUCAUUCGUUUGGAAUCGAGCAUCAGAGAGCUUCAUGCAAUGUUCAUGGACAUGGCAAUGCUGGUGGAAACCCAGGGUGAAAUGGUGAACAACAUUGAGAAUAAUGUUUCUAAUGCAGCAGAGUAUAUUUUUCGGGCAAAAGAGGAGACCAAAAAAGCUGUAAGAUACCAGAAGAAAUCCCAGAGGAAAUACAUCAUCCUUGCCUUUGCUCUGUUGAUCCUGCUUGCUGUCAUUGCACUAAUUGUUGGGCUGUCUGUCGGACUAACCAAACCUCCUGCAUGAAACCAGCUGUGCCUAUAGUGUGAGGUAACGACUCUUAGCCUUAAACUUCUAUUUGAUGACAGGAAUAUUCAUCGCUCCACUCAUUUAUUGUAACUCAAGUCACUCAUUUGUCUGUUAAAUAUUUCUCUGGUGUUGUAAGUAGCUGUUUCUCGGGUGCAGCUACUCUGACUCCUCAUUUGUCCUGUUUUUUUUCUUCUACAGAAACAUCUCUACAUUGCCUUGAGUGGAGGUUUCUUACUUUUAAUCAUCAUCUUAGUUGGUGUCUUUGAGUGAUAGAGUUCAUACUUCUGAAACAGUAAUCAUUGAGGAAGCUUUGAGCAGCUUCACAAUAAGACUCACAAUGUUCAACACCAUUAAAGAAAAUGAAAAACAAAACUUUACUAUAGUCAGGUAUAAUAUAUGUAAUGCACUUGUUAAUAGUAACCAGAUUAAGAAUCUAUUCUGGAACAAUAUUUAUGUCUAACUAACAGCACAGCAAAUGUUUAUUUACUGUUAUUGGUUCUCUAAUACUGCCAUUAUUUAUUACUUCCUUGUGCUGAUAACUUUAAAAGAAUAGUUUGAUAUUUUAGGGAAUUAUUUGCAUUCUUGUUGAGAGUUAGAUGAAAAACCUGAUUGCACUCCAGCAUCAUUAUCCGCGGAGAUGUUAAUCAGUUUACCAACACAAUGCUACUGUUAAACUAUUACUAUUAUAGUUAAAUGAGGCAACCGCUCUUCUUACACUGUGAUGGGGUUGUAUAAAGUUUCAACUAUUCAUAUUCUUGUUUACAAAGUUAAAUUCAUCUGAACUGAUGAAUGAAGAAACUACUACAACUCAGGAAUUAUUUUGAAAUGAAAACAAAGGGGGGGAAAAUCCCUGUAAUUUUUUUAUUCUUGAGCUAAUUGUGUCUUAGAAUAAAUAUUUUCAUCUUGAUCAAAUGAAAUCUUGCAAUGCUACAGCAGUGCCUUCCUUAUAUAUUACUGAAAAACCUUAACCUGAUGUGUUUUGCUUGUUUUUACCACCAAGUGUGAUGACUGAAAUGUUUUUUGUGAAAGAAGUCAUGCAGUAAUAUUGUACUCUUGGUUGAUUACUUUGACAGCACAUAUUCAUUUUUUCAUAUGCUGUGUUUUAUACUGGAGCAAAAUACUUUAUUAAUCUGAUUAAAAUAU